Messenger RNA from Aureobasidium pullulans EXF-150, 1154 nucleotides. Its product is annotated as lysophospholipase A. The transcript is spliced from 4 exons. NCBI's taxonomy places the organism in Eukaryota, Fungi, Ascomycota, Dothideomycetes, Dothideales, Saccotheciaceae. The record is from RefSeq and is a predicted model, not a curated record. The coding region runs from base 90 to 1100 and encodes 336 amino acids. Gene Ontology annotation, molecular function: hydrolase activity, acting on ester bonds.
GCCGGCCGUGAGGGAGGUCAGGAGCCAUUCUGGUAGGUAUAAGAACCUUGCACUCACCGCUCGAUCAAUCUGUAGGAGUACCAACGGCCAUGCCUGUCUUCAAGCACUUUCUUCUUGCAUCUGUGACCUUGUCAGUGGGGGUGUCCGCAGCCCCAAAGAAGACCAAGUUCAACUGGCACGACACGAAGCAUGUAAUAGCAUUUGGUGAUUCGUACACAUAUGUACAAGGCACAGCUGGCCGACAAAACUCGACCUUCAUCGGCGACUACUUCAACUUUCCAUUUACGGAAGAGGAGUUGUUGCACAACAAGAUUGUUCAAAAUCAGACUGCGACGGCUGAGGGAGGUCCAAAUUGGGUUGAGUAUCUCACGGACUGUGGGCUGAAGCCAGGCCUCACAUCACCACUGUCAUGUAAGACACAACUCUGGGACUUUGCAUUUGGUGGCGCCGAUAUCUCGACCAAGUACACACCUCGUCACCACAACUACACGGUCAUGCUAGAAGAACAAGUCCAGCAAUUCCUCACCUAUGCCCAACCCACCCUCAGCAAAAUUGUCGAUCCCUCAAGAACACUAGUCGCUUUCUGGAUUGGCAUAAACGACAUCAACGAUAGUGCCAACUACGCCGUCGACUUUCCCAGUUUCUACGAUCAACUCAUCAGCACACUUUUCGCAUCGGUCCAAAGUGUGUAUGAUAUCGGAUACCGCAAUUUCCUCUUCAUGAAUCUACCACCCUUGGACCGCACACCAGGAAACGUCCUCAAAGCCACCCCCUCCCCCAACACCACCAUGAUAAACUGGUGGGACUCCUCCUUGACCUCUCACAUGCACACCUUCGCCGCCAACAAUCCAUCCGCCAAUCCCUUCACCUUUGACGUCAACACCUUCUUGAACAAUGUCUUGGAUCACCCGGAUAAAUACAACAUCAAGAACGUCACGGGAUAUUGUGCGAGUUACAAUCAACCAUAUAUCAAUGAGGCGCCGGAGAGUUAUGGAUGUUUGCCGUUGGAUGAGUAUGCGUGGUUUAACAAUGGGCAUAUGACUUCGCAUGUGCAUGAGAUUUUGGCCAAGGAGGUUGCACAGUUUUUGAAGAAGCAGUAGUUGAAGAUUUUGAUAUGCGAAUAGUUGGAAUACUUGAAGUGAAUUGUUUCGCAC